Messenger RNA from Oryza brachyantha (malo sina), 1270 nucleotides. RefSeq names its product protein FLUORESCENT IN BLUE LIGHT, chloroplastic. Gene Ontology annotation, biological process: chlorophyll biosynthetic process. NCBI's taxonomy places the organism in Eukaryota, Viridiplantae, Streptophyta, Magnoliopsida, Poales, Poaceae. The record is from RefSeq and is a predicted model, not a curated record. The coding region runs from base 44 to 1003 and encodes 319 amino acids. The transcript is spliced from 5 exons. Gene Ontology annotation, molecular function: protein binding.
CGAGCAACGUCCAGCGACACAAGAGAUUUCCCUUAUCCUCUUCAUGGCGCUCCUCCUGCGCCCCUCCCCUCCGCCGCCGCCGCGGCCGAUCCCGCGGCGGAGCUCCGGCGGGAGGCCGCUGCCCUCCCACGCCGGAGCCUCAAACCCGACAUUUUCUGUCCCUGUACUAUCUGACCUGGUCGGAAGGCUUCCCUUUUCUGCGCAGUGUUCUAUAGCUCGAUGCUUCUUAUCAUCAACUGAUGUCACCCAUUCAACAAGUGAUGACAUCCAUAAACAUGGGCAUGGUCAUUUUCUAAUGAAGUCUACAUCUGACCUUCAGAAAGUGGCAUCUUCCUGCUUUUUGAAAGCAUGUAUUUUCAGUAGUUCUGUCAUGUUUGUUCUACCACCCAGUUGUUUCGCAGAACCGUGUGAGCCGGAGUACUCUCUACCUAACAUGCCUCUGCUUUUUGCGAUAGCCAUGAUUGGAGCUACCGUUGGAGGUCUUCUUGCAAGACAAAGGAGAGGGGAGCUUAAACGAUUGAAUGAUCAGCUACGUCAGAUAAAUGCAGCACUAAGAAGACAAGCCAAGAUUGAAUCUUAUGCUCCUGCUUUGAGCUAUGCACCAGUUGGUAGUAAGAUACCUGAAUCAGAAGUCAUUGUUGAUCCGCAGAAGGAGCGCUUAAUUUCAUAUCUGAGGGCUGGGAAGAACUACCUGAGAAAUCAAACCCCUGACAAGGCAUUUCCUGAGUUUAAGGCUGCCUUUGAUCUUGCACAAUCUAUGAGUGAUCACGUCGAAGAGAAGAAGGCAGCACGUGGAUUAGGAGCAUCGUUGCAGAGACAAGGCAAAUACAAGGAAGCUAUAAAGUACCACUCUUUGGUGCUGAACAUCUCUAAGGUGACCGGGGAGGACGCAGGCGUGACAGAAGCGUACGGGGCGAUUGCCGACUGCUACACCGAGCUUGGUGAGCUCGAGAAGGCAGGCAAGUUCUACGACAGGUACAUCGCAAGGCUGGAGAACGACUGAAACAAAAGGUCGUUCGUGCAAUCUGUGAAAUACUACUGCAGAGAGCCCAAGUAGACACUCGGUUCCCGGCUGUAAUUGAGGCCCGUGCCAUCUUUUAAGUUUGUUUGUACUAAAUAAUGUCGCACCGACCAUGUUGUGUAGCAUGUAGUUGUUUUGGUCGUGUACUAGGCUACUAGCUUAAAAUGCUCAAUAUAUCCUCUAGCUGUACGUACAGCCCGUCUGGUUUCGACCAAAAUUCUCUCUUGUUUCAAAUUUAACAAAAUCUCA